AUGGCGGCCGUGAUGUUCCCGAACCAGCUGGCAAACAAGAUGAGACUUGAGUUAAAACUAUCCGAUGAGCAGAGUCCUUGUUCUUCAUGCUGCGCCGCUGACGCAAAUGAGCCCAGUUCUCCGGAUUCUGGUUUCUCUUCGGAUGAGUAUACGGUAGCGCCGCUUCCCCGUAACAAAUUAGAUCGCAGUAAAACUUUGCCUUCAGCUCUCCGAAGAGCACGUUCGAAACAGAGUGAAAAGCGCGUCCGAUUCGCCGAUGCUCUAGGUCUUGAUCUGGAAAAACGCGAAUACUUCACAAUCGAGGAGAACUGCUUUCCAAUUUAUACUCCCUCCACUACUAACUCUAAUGGAUCGGCCAAGAAAAAUGCGGAACGCAUAGUGUUGUCCAACUUCAUCUAUCGUUCGGAUUCGGAAUACAGCAAACGCACUCGAAGUUCUAAAUUAUGUGUUAGCUCGCUUCGUGUAGUCGGUGUAACGGUUGUCGGUCAAGUUGAUGUUCUAAACAUCGCUUUUGAUAAAAAGAUUUUUGUUCGUUUUACCUGUACUAAUUGGACUGACUAUCGUGACAUUCCUGCUUCAUUUUCUCGCAGUGUUGGGGAUGUUGAUAGCUUUGUAUUCUCAAUUUCGUUGCCAGCUGAAAUGAAGGGUACCCACUGCGAGUUUUGUGUUUGCUACAUGGUUUCCGAUCAAGAGUAUUGGGAUAAUAAUACGGGAAGAAAUUAUCAUAUUGACGUUGUGAAGCCUCGAACUGUCCCUGUUUCCAAUAAGACAUACAUCUUCACUCCUUCAGCCCGUUUUUCACCCCGUCGCCUGGUUGGUAGAGGAGUGUCUGCAGAGGAUUCUGAUGACGAAUCCUAA
Auanema sp. JU1783 is the source of this 858-nucleotide messenger RNA. Lineage: Eukaryota; Metazoa; Nematoda; Chromadorea; Rhabditida; Rhabditidae. The record is from the annotation of a GenBank genome assembly.